Molecule: messenger RNA, 803 nt
Organism: Lytechinus pictus (painted urchin)
Lineage: Eukaryota; Metazoa; Echinodermata; Echinoidea; Temnopleuroida; Toxopneustidae
Exons: 1
Coding region: 85-720 (211 amino acids)
Source: RefSeq, a predicted model, not a curated record
AUCAGUUGUCAAAGUACAAUAACAGAGAUAAUAGCCAAUCAGCUAUAAAUGUAAUAUGACAAGAAAGAUGUCAGUGCACUGGGCAUGUGUACAUGUGUAGAACAUGUUACUUCCGGGAACUCUCAUUUUUUUAUUGCAGAGGGGACUGGAAACUGGAUCUGGAUUGUAGGGGAUAGCCUGGUCAGAAGAGCAAAAGAACGAGCUUCACAACGCAACUAUCAGCAAUUUGGAGAGCGAGGUAUCGUGGUCCGCUGGCAUGGGCAAGGCGGCACCACGCUCCAGGAUCUCCCCAGGAUGGUCUCUAACCGGCUGAGAUGCGGCACUCCUCCUGCAUUAGCUAUUGUCCACUUAGGAUCAAAUGACAUCGGACAGUAUGAUGUCUGCCGGUGCAGGAUGGCAAUUGACACAGCCAUCCAAGAUCUACGCACGAGAAUGCCGCACACCCAUAUCACCUGGUCUGGUAUUUUACCGCGGCUCUUCUACUAUGGUCGCAAGCAAGGCUCUAAUUCACAGGAGGCCUUGGAUGGAGUUCGUAAGUCUCUUAACAAAUACGCUAGGAGGAAACUAGCCAGGAUGUCGGAUACCACCAUCAUCAAACAUGAAUUUGACCCCACAAUCCACAGCCUCUUCAAUAGAGAUAGAGUGCACCUCUCUGAUUCGGGUUCAGACAUUCUCAUUGACAGUUUCAGAACUGCAGCAAGGGAAGCAGGAUUUGUUUAGAUAUGGAGAGGAGAGGAGCUUGAGAAACAUUUUGGGAACUCGAGGCUUCUGGCAAGGUUUUUUUUUUUUGUAAUGUAUCUUAG